This is a messenger RNA of Cynocephalus volans (Philippine flying lemur), 3348 nucleotides long. RefSeq names its product adenylate cyclase 1 (gene ADCY1). Gene Ontology annotation, molecular function: adenylate cyclase activity. Gene Ontology annotation, biological process: adenylate cyclase-activating G protein-coupled receptor signaling pathway; intracellular signal transduction; cAMP biosynthetic process. The transcript is spliced from 20 exons. The record is from RefSeq and is a predicted model, not a curated record. The coding region runs from base 1 to 3348 and encodes 1115 amino acids. Lineage: Eukaryota; Metazoa; Chordata; Mammalia; Dermoptera; Cynocephalidae. Gene Ontology annotation, cellular component: plasma membrane.
AUGGCGGGGGCGCCGCGCGGCCGAGGCGGCGGCGGAGGCGGCGCGGGCGAGCCCGGGGGCGCCGAGCGGGCGGCCGGGCCGGGCGGUCGGCGCGGGCUCCGGGCGUGCGACGAGGAGUUCGCGUGCCCCGAGCUGGAGGCGCUGUUCCGCGGCUACACGCUGCGGCUGGAGCAGGCGGCCACGCUGAAGGCGCUGGCCGUGCUCACCCUGCUGGCCGGCGCGCUGGCGCUGGCCGAGCUGCUGGGCGCGCCGGGGCCCGCGCCCGGCCUGGCCAAGGGCUCGCACCCGGUGCACUGCGUCCUCUUCCUGGCGCUGCUCGUGGUCACCAACGUCCGGUCCCUGCAGGUGCCCCAGCUGCAGCAGGUCGGCCAGCUGGCGCUGCUCUUCAGCCUCACCUUCGCGCUGCUCUGCUGCCCCUUCGCACUGGGCGGCCCCGCCGGGGGACCCGCCGGGGCGGCUGCGGGACCGGCUGCCGCCGAACAGGGGGUUUGGCAGCUCCUUUUGGUCACCUUCGUGUCCUACGCCCUGCUGCCCGUGCGCAGCCUGCUGGCCAUAGGCUUUGGGCUCGUGGUGGCUGCCUCUCACUUGCUGGUCACAGCCACCUUGGUCCCCGCCAAGCGCCCACGUCUCUGGAGGACGCUUGGCGCCAAUGCCCUGCUCUUCCUCGGCGUGAACGUGUAUGGGGUCUUCGUGCGCAUCCUGACCGAGCGCUUGCAGAGGAAGGCAUUCCUGCAGGCCCGGAGCUGCAUCGAGGACCGCCUGAGGCUGGAGGACGAGAACGAGAAGCAGGAGCGGCUCCUCAUGAGCCUCCUGCCCCGGAAUGUUGCCAUGGAGAUGAAGGAGGACUUCCUGAAGCCCCCGGAGAGGAUUUUCCACAAGAUUUAUAUCCAGAGGCAUGACAACGUGAGCAUCCUGUUUGCUGACAUCGUGGGCUUCACGGGGCUGGCAUCCCAGUGCACAGCCCAGGAGCUGGUGAAACUCCUCAACGAGCUCUUCGGCAAGUUUGACGAGUUAGCCACGGAGAACCACUGUCGCCGCAUCAAGAUCCUGGGGGACUGCUAUUACUGCGUAUCGGGCCUCACCCAGCCCAAGACUGACCACGCCCACUGCUGCGUGGAGAUGGGGCUCGACAUGAUCGACACUAUCACGUCUGUGGCUGAGGCCACCGAGGUGGACCUGAACAUGCGUGUGGGGCUGCACACCGGCAGGGUCCUGUGUGGCGUCCUGGGCCUGCGCAAGUGGCAGUAUGACGUGUGGUCCAACGAUGUGACUCUGGCCAAUGUCAUGGAGGCUGCUGGCCUGCCGGGGAAGGUUCACAUCACAAAGACGACCCUCGCGUGCUUGAAUGGGGACUACGAGGUAGAACCAGGUCACGGACAUGAGAGGAACAGUUUCUUGAAAACUCACAAUAUCGAAACCUUUUUUAUUGUGCCAUCCCAUCGGCGAAAGAUAUUUCCAGGCCUGAUUCUCUCAGAUAUAAAACCGGCCAAGAGGAUGAAGUUCAAGACCGUCUGCUACCUGCUGGUGCAGCUCAUGCACUGCCGGAAGAUGUUCAAGGCUGAGAUUCCCUUCUCCAACGUCAUGACCUGCGAGGAUGACGACAAGCGGAGGGCAUUGAGAACAGCCUCAGAAAAACUCAGAAACCGCUCGUCUUUCUCCACCAACGUGGUCUACAGCACGCCGGGCACUCGCGUCAACAGGUACAUCAGCCGCCUCUUAGAAGCCCGCCAGACGGAGCUGGAGAUGGCGGACCUCAACGUCGUCACCCUGAAGUACAAGCACGCUGAGCGGGAGCAGAAGUACCACCAGCUGCAGGACGAGUACUUCACCAGCGCCGUCGUCCUCGCCCUCAUCCUGGCUGCCUUAUUCGGCCUCGUCUACCUUCUGAUAAUCCCACAAAGUGUGGCUGUUCUGCUCCUGCUCGUGUUCUGUAUCUGCUUCCUGGUGGCCUGUGUCCUCUACUUGCACAUCACCCGUGUCCAGUGUUUUCCAGGAUGCCUGACGAUUCAGAUCCGCACCGUCUUAUGUAUUUUCAUAGCCGUCUUAAUCUACUCAGUAGCCCAAGGAUGUGUGGUGGGCUGCCUGCCCUGGGCCUGGAGCUCCAAGUACAACAGCUCCCUGGUGGUCCUCUCGGCUGGUGGCCGGCGCACGGUGCUGCCUGCCCUGCCCUGCGAGUCUGCACACCACGCCCUGCUCUGCUGCCUGGUGGGCACCCUCCCGCUAGCCAUAUUCCUGCGGGUGUCCUCCUUGCCCAAAAUGAUCCUGCUCUGUGGGCUGACCACGUCCUACAUCCUCGUUCUGGAGCUCAGUGGAUACACCAAGGCUGGGGGCGCUGCGGUCUCGGGGCACAGCUACGAGCCCAUCAUGGCCAUCCUGCUGUUCUCGUGUGCGCUGGCCCUGCAUGCCAGGCAGGUGGACGUCCGGUUGCGGCUGGACUACCUCUGGGCUGCACAGGCAGAAGAGGAGCGAGAGGACAUGGAGAGGGUGAAGCUGGACAACAGGAGGAUCCUCUUCAACCUCCUGCCAGCCCACGUCGCACAGCACUUCCUCAUGUCUAAUCCGCGGAACAUGGACCUCUACUACCAGUCCUACUCCCAGGUGGGUGUCAUGUUUGCCUCCAUCCCCAACUUCAAUGACUUCUACAUCGAGCUGGAUGGCAACAACAUGGGCGUCGAGUGUCUGCGGCUCCUCAACGAGAUCAUUGCCGACUUUGAUGAGCUCAUGGACAAAGACUUUUACAAGGACCUAGAGAAGAUCAAGACCAUCGGGAGCACCUACAUGGCCGCGGUGGGGCUGGUGCCCACGGCAGGGGCCAAGGCUAAGAAGUCCAUCUCCUCCCUCCUCAGCACGCUGGCCGACUUUGCCAUUGACAUGUUUGAUGUCCUGGAGGAGAUCAACUACCAGUCUUACAAUGACUUUGUCCUCCGAGUCGGCAUUAAUGUGGGCCCCGUGGUGGCUGGAGUGAUCGGCGCACGCAGGCCCCAGUAUGACAUCUGGGGGAAUACAGUCAACGUGGCUAGUCGGAUGGACAGCACCGGGGUUCAGGGCAGAAUACAGGUGACUGAGGAGGUGCACCGGCUGCUGAGGAGGUGCUCCUACCACUUCGUGUGCCGAGGCAAAGUCAGCGUCAAGGGAAAGGGUGAGAUGCUCACGUACUUCCUAGAAGGCAGGACCGACGGGAGCGGCUCUCAGGCCAGGUCCCUGCUCUUGGAGCGGAAGAUGUGUCCUUAUGGGAGAGGCAGACGCCCCCCAGUGUGCCCUGCGACAGGCCCUCCGCUCAGGGCCGGGCCCGCCCCGCAGCCCACCGGCCAGUACCUGCUGUCUGCAGCGGCUGGGAAGGAGGCUUAG